GCUUUUUCCUUAGUUCCACCCCUUGCAGGACCCAGACUGACAUUUUGGUAACCAAGCUCCUACGAACCUGAUUGAUGGUUUCUGACUGUGGGAGCUGCAGCCUCUUUGUUUGGAGAGGGUGCGGUUGGGCUGUUUGGACCUAUUGCCGCCGCCGCCGCUGCUGGGGGGACGCGUAAAGGGGAACCCGACUUCAUUUAUCCUCGCUGAGCUGCAUUCAUGCAAAGACACAGAGGCUGCGCCCCGCCCUUUUGAUGUGGAACAAGGGUGGCUGGCCGGACUCCUCUCACCCUGAGCUCAUUUAAGCACUAAGUGUCACCACUGACACCUGUCCACCUACAGGUUCGGUGGUGGUUUAAGUUCACUCGCUGUACGGAUAAAUUGCCAAGUUCCACGCGGCCGCAGGAUACGGACACAACACUUUGUCCGCCCCUGCUUACUUCCGGUCUGCUUUGCUCUCUUACGCACUACUGUCGUGACACAGCGUUACCGUGGUUACAAAUAACAGAUAUCCGACAUUGAACACUCCAACUUUCUUGACAGUCCCAGUAUCCGGCCACUGUCAACAGAGAGACCGGCUGGAGUCUCUCAACGCGUCCGGGAUCACCCGCCUCCAGGAGAGCGCACAGCAGUCGUCCAUGUGUUGCGCGCUCCACUCCUAUUUGAGCAGAAUUUGCAAGCUACGUACUUGGAAGUAAAUAUCAUCAGACUACAAGCUCUUGUAGAUUUUACUGUGUAUUUUCUGGUCAUUAUGCAGGAUAAAGGCACAUUUAUCAGCCCUAUUCCCAGACCGCGAUGUCUGGCGGCAGCGGCGCCAGCGGGGAAAGCGAAAUUAACUCACCCGGGAAAGGCGAUUCUGGCAGGUGGAAUUGCAGGGGGCAUAGAGAUCUGCAUCACCUUCCCCACCGAGUAUGUCAAGACUCAGCUGCAACUGGAUGAGAAGGCCAAUCCACCCAAAUACAGAGGAAUAGGUGACUGUGUGAAACAGACGGUACAGGGUCACGGUGUCAAAGGACUGUACAGAGGACUGAGCUCAUUACUGUAUGGAUCCAUACCCAAAUCUGCAGUCAGGUUUGGGGUGUUCGAGUUCCUCAGCAAUCGUGCAAAGGAUGAGUCCGGUCGACUGGACAGCACCAGAGGCCUGCUGUGUGGGCUUGGAGCCGGGGUGAUGGAGGCUGUUUUGGUGGUCUGUCCCAUGGAAACUGUCAAAGUUAAAUUCAUUCAUGACCAGACUUCAGCCAACCCCAAAUACAAGGGCUUUUUCCAUGGAGUAAGACACAUCAUCAAGGCAGAAGGAUUAAAAGGGACAUACCAGGGUCUCACUGCCACAGUUCUUAAACAAGGCUCCAAUCAAGCUAUUCGAUUCUUUGUGAUGACCUAUCUCAAGAACUGGUACAAAGGCGAUAACCCCAAUAAAGCUAUUAAUCCCUUGGUGACUGGAACCUUUGGAGCCAUAGCUGGAGCAGCCAGUGUCUUUGGAAACACCCCACUAGAUGUCAUCAAGACAAGGAUGCAGGGUCUGGAAGCCCACAAAUAUAAAAGCACACUGGACUGUGCCUUAAAGAUUCUGAGAAAUGAGGGAUUGGCAGCUUUCUAUAAAGGGACAGUUCCUCGGCUCGGCCGUGUGUGUCUGGAUGUGGCCAUAGUUUUCAUUAUCUAUGAGGAGGUUGUGAAGGUCCUGAAUACUGCCUGGAAGACGGAUUGAGCUGCUGGAUGUAUAGAGAGGCAUCCUGCUUCCCAGGCAUCAGACACAGAUCUGAGUUUCACAGACCUCUUCAGUAUCAUAAAACCAGCUGCAGACGAGAUGAGACGGAGAGAGCUGAACUUAGAUCAGUGUCAUAUGCUACCCAGGAAGCUAAAGAGCUCAGACAGGAGCUGCAGAGAACAAUCAAAGCCUGAAAUGUUGCUCAGUGUCGCCCACAUCUGGACAACUAGAGUGUAUGCAGCUCAGCAUCAAGACACCUGACAAGACCAAGGGUCAAUUUCACAAAAUGUGAUUAUAAAGAUAGCCAAAUAAUUGUGAAAAAAAGAUGCUUGAUCCUAGAAAUAUGUCUGUUUCAAAAUGUGAAACAAAACCUGAAUAUUUUAACAACAUGAUUCCUUUAAACAUGUUGACGACUGCUUAUACACAAAAUGUUUGCAUAAAGUUAUCUGGUUUAUAGUCAUUCACAGCUCUCAGACUGCAGCUGGUUGCAGUUUACAUUCACACAAACUACAGUAACUUCCAAAACUAAGCCUUUAUGAGAAUUAUUUUACAUUUGUAAUAUGCUAAUUAUUUUUUAUACAAUGCAGAUUCAAAUUUAGUUCAGCGUUAUAGUUUCUCUGUAAAGUGUGAUAUUUUAUUUCUGUGCCAAAUGCAAAACCUGUUAUUCUAUGAAAGUGUGUUCAGCAUAAGAACAUGCAAAAGUACCUAAUAUUGAGCAAAUAUUAUGACUCAUAUUGUACUUUAUAGAUGUAUGUGUUGAAUAUCUAGAUGGUUGAGAGACUAUUUGCUGUUUACUUGUGACACUUGUGUCAAGUUCUUUCCUGUAAUCAGAUGUUUUAUUGCUGUAUUUCACUGUGAGUCUAAAUGACCCAAUGACACUGACAAAGUAACCUCAGACCUCUUUUUCCCCUUCAGUGGAAGUAUUACUGUUCAUCAGGCCAUACCCUUAUACCGGGUUCCUACCACUGGAUGGCUAUUUGUCUUGUGUUUACAUUAGGAGCAGAUUUCAGUCUCUGUGAUUCUCCCAUCUACAUAUGUUCACUCCAACUGAUGAAUGAUCCCCAACCUGGGGUCCAGGACCCCUCCAACAGGUCACAAGAUAAAGCUGACGGGUCACGAGAUAAUUAAUUGGGACGGAAAGAAGAAAAAACACAUUUAUGUUAAUUGUUUCAAGAAAUCUCAAUUUGUAGACACAAAAUGUGCCCUGUGAUAAGGGGUUGCAAGUAGGCACUGCUUCUUUUAUUAUAAAGAGGUCACCCACCAAAAAGUCUGGGAGUCACAAUCUCUUGAAAUCCAUUUCCAGUGUAGUUCUGUUUCGGUGCCAUGUUUCAUUCAGGGUUUGUCUUUACUUCUCACUCAUGUGCCUUUUGCUGUUGUGCUUGUUGCGAAAUGCUACUUGAGAAAUGUUCUAAUCUAUUAUGAACCUAUUAAACUCUUUAAGCAACUCUUUAAGAGAUCUCUGUGGUCCAGGCACAUUUUAUUUUUAUAAUAACAAAUGAGUACAAGAACUGCUCGUCAUCCUUGUGUUGUCACUGAUGGCAUAACGGUCAUAAUCUAUAUCUGUAUUUAUGUCAUCAUCUAUAUCUAAUACUGUAAUAACUAUUAAAGUAUUACAGAUGGAUUAUAUUUAUCUAUUUCUGAAAUAAUGUUCAUAUUUUGUUUUUGUAUUUUUCUCUGUGGCCAAACCAAAUGUUUGUGUUCCCUACUGCCAAAUAGCCAGGAGAACGUGUUAAUGUUAUAGCACAUCAAUGUAUACAUGACUGUGUGUGUAGGCUAUGUGGUUCUGUAUGAAACUUGUGCAAUAAACAAUGUCCCCUCCUUUUGUCUGUGCUUAAAGUCUUUGUUGUUGGGGGAUUUCAGAACUCAUUAAAACAAGCAUCUGAAAACUU
Molecule: messenger RNA, 3591 nt
Organism: Micropterus salmoides (largemouth bass)
Lineage: Eukaryota; Metazoa; Chordata; Actinopteri; Centrarchiformes; Centrarchidae
Product: tricarboxylate transport protein B, mitochondrial
Exons: 9
Coding region: 749-1702 (317 amino acids)
Biological process (GO): mitochondrial citrate transmembrane transport
Source: RefSeq, a predicted model, not a curated record